Messenger RNA from Acyrthosiphon pisum (pea aphid), 1123 nucleotides. Its product is annotated as UPF0396 protein CG6066-like. Gene Ontology annotation, cellular component: nucleus. The record is from RefSeq and is marked predicted. Lineage: Eukaryota; Metazoa; Arthropoda; Insecta; Hemiptera; Aphididae. Gene Ontology annotation, biological process: regulation of gene expression. Gene Ontology annotation, molecular function: chromatin binding.
AAAUAACAAUAUUGUCAAUUUACUUUUUACAUUAUAGUGAAAAUUUGAAAAGAUCAGAACCUAGUUGUGACUUUCAACUUUCGAAGAUGUCAAAUAAUUCAAAUAAUUAUAACGAUAGACGGCGAAAAGAACGUGAGAACAUAGGGUUAGUUGGUGUACCAGAAAUUUGGGAAAAAUCACCUCCACAACCUGUUAACAAUUUAGAUACAGAUGACGAAAACACUUUAAAUCAAAAUAAUCUUGCAAUCGCUCCAAUUAAAUCGCACAAGAAGAGAAAGAAACAAAAAGAUAAAUCAAAGAAAUCAAAAAAGUCCAAAAAAGUAAAAAAGCACAAAGAAUCACAUAAGAAAAAAAAGAAGAGAAAAGUAUCAUCAGAUAGUUCAAGUGAUUCCAGUAGUGAAGGUGAAGGUGAUGAAUGGAUUGAGAAAAAAGGUGCCAAAGAAGCUACCAUAGAUGACAUGGUAGGACCAUUACCAAAGCCUAAUGUCACUUUAACGCAAAGAGAGUAUGGUCACGCUCUAUUGCCCGGUGAAGGUGCAGCUAUGGCAGCUUAUGUACAAGAUGGUAAACGUAUUCCUCGGCGUGGUGAAAUUGGUUUGACAUGUGAUGAAAUAUCAUCUUACGAGUCAGUCGGAUAUGUGAUGAGUGGAAGUCGGCAUAGACGCAUGGAAGCUGUGCGUAUUCGUAAAGAAAAUCAAAUUUAUUCUGCUGAUGAAAAACGUGCAUUGGCUAUGUUCAGUAAAGAAGAACGACAAAAGAGAGAAAAUAAAAUUCUUACUCAGUUUAGGGAUAUGGUGAAAAGCAAAACCUCGAAUAAAUAAUUAUAAACUAAAUGUUGCAUUAAAUAUAAAAUAAUAUAAUAUUGACUGAUUACAAUAUAAUAUUAUAAUUUAUUGGUAUUUGUAUAAAAAAAUACAUUAUAUUAUUUCUGUAAUGAAAUUGUAUGCAAUUCAAAGGUAAACUCACGGGGAAUGAGACAAAUUUGAAAUUAGAAUUUUAUAAAGUACCUAUUUGUCAUAACUUGUAAAUGGUAUGUUUUUGUUCUAUGUUGUUUAAUCUAUAUUCAAAUACAAAAUUGUUUUAUAAUCAUAAUUUUAUAUUAUAUUAACACUUUAUUAUGGAA